Messenger RNA from Alternaria metachromatica, 924 nucleotides. RefSeq lists its product as uncharacterized. The transcript is spliced from 2 exons. The record is from RefSeq and is a predicted model, not a curated record. The coding region runs from base 1 to 924 and encodes 307 amino acids. NCBI's taxonomy places the organism in Eukaryota, Fungi, Ascomycota, Dothideomycetes, Pleosporales, Pleosporaceae.
AUGUCUAACAAGUCCAUCGCUGUGCUAUUGAUCAAACUCGGAUACAACGUCGCCAAUGUUCGCACAACCGGCGUGUUCAUGGUGGACGUCUUCUCCCGACGCCUCGACAGAAAGCGGAUGAUUGGUCUCUCUGAAAAGGUCCUAGACAGCGUACCCAGCCAGCUUCGCCUUUAUUGGCAGACUUUCGCGACAGCAAAGGUCCUAUAUUUGUCCGGCAUCCAACGCUACAAAGCAGAAAUCCCGGCAGCAAUGCUAGAGUACUACGACAACAGCCCAACUACAGUUCGUCGUAUCGCCAUCAUCACGUUCCACCCCGAGCGCUUCGCAAGAGAAAAGAGUAAUACAAAGUCAAGCCGAGACGACGACAUGGCGAUCCGCGAACGCCUAAUUGAUUAUGCCCUAAUCAUUCUAUACGGGCAGCCCAACGUCCAGGGAUUCCUCUCCACAUGCGCAUAUCACUUCAACCUCCGUUCAGGAGCGCUCGUACGAAAGGACAUCAUCGCCAAAGGAGGGAGCGCCCUGUCCUCAUAUCUCAAGCUACCCCUAGUGCUUUAUGAUCCGCUGGACACAUUCCGUAUCUCCAUGAAGACGCUUCAGAGGCCAUUGUCGAAAGACGCCAUUGCGAGGAUAAGUGUGCUUAUCAUGGAUGCCGAUGAGGCACUCAAUUGGCUCGACCGCCCAGAACUCCAAGCCAUCUAUGGGCCAUACGUCGCAACCUACAAGGCGUCUGUCAUCCAGACAGAGGAUAUGAGAGUAAGGCGGGGUCUGAACCAGGUAGAGAGAGUCGAAGGCAGGCACAAGAGUGAAGAUCGGCGUAAGAGUCUAAGAAAGGCCUUGGACGACGAAUUUGGACCGCCAGCUAAGCGGCACCAGAGCGUUUUCGAGCAAGACCAACGGCGACGACUGUACACUCAGACAUUCUGA